CUUGGCGGCUAGGAUUUAGUAGGAGAGAGAGAUGAUGAUAUUUUUUCUUCACAAAACUUGGAGAAAGAAUUGAAUCUUCAUCGACUUUGAAUUUCUGGGCUAAAGAGAAAUCGAAUCGAAUGGACGAGAUGAAAAGAAAGAUGGAUGAUUUCGAUUUGGAGCUAUCGACGAUAGUAGGGUUAGAGGAGCUCAAGGCGCAGCUUCGGAAAUGGAGCAAGGGCAUGAUCAUGGACGAGAAGCGCCGCGCCAUAGGUGUAGACCUUGGCCAAAAAAAACUCCCCCACAUGGCGUUUCUAGGAAACCCCGGCACCGGCAAGACUACCGUUGCAAGAAUCCUAGGAAAAUUGCUCUCUUCUAUAGGGAUUCUGUCUUCCGACAAAGUAACCGAGGUGCAACGGACGGAUUUGGUCGGCCAAUAUAUCGGCCACACUGGCCUAAAGACUAGGGAUAAGAUUAAAGAGGCAAAGGGCGGGAUUUUGUUCGUAGACGAAGCAUACCGUCUAGCACCAAUAACUUCGGGCAAGCACGUUGAAUACGGGGUGGAGGCUUUGGAGGAGAUAAUGUCAGCUAUGGAGGAGGACGAUGAUCUCCUGGUGAUCUUCGCGGGCUACCCGGAGCCCAUGAAGCGCAUCUUCUCUUCCAACGAGGGCUUCUGCAGGCGCGUGGCGUGCUACUUCCACUUCGACAAUUUCAGCUGCAGGGAGCUCGCGGAGAUGCUGACGAUCAAGAUGAGCACGCGGGAAAGGAGGAGCCGGCUGUUCGGGUUUAGGCUCGGUCCGUGCUGCAGCGUGGAAGUGGUUGCUUCGGUUAUAGAGAGGAGGACGAGCGAGAAGGUGAGGAAUAAGAUGAAUGGGGGUUUGGUGGAUCAUAUGCUCAACAAUGCGAAGGAUAAUCUCGACUCGAGGCUCGACUUUGAGGCCGGUGGCGACGAGCUAUUCACCAUCACGCUGCCGGAUUUGGAGGCCGGACUCGACCAGUUGGCCCGGUUGGACCUUGAUUAGGGAGACUAGGCAAAUUAGGUUGGAACUUUGUUUCGG
Salvia hispanica is the source of this 1037-nucleotide messenger RNA. RefSeq names its product protein CfxQ homolog. Gene Ontology annotation, molecular function: ATP binding; ATP hydrolysis activity. Lineage: Eukaryota; Viridiplantae; Streptophyta; Magnoliopsida; Lamiales; Lamiaceae. The record is from RefSeq and is a predicted model, not a curated record.